This is a messenger RNA of Nothobranchius furzeri (turquoise killifish), 10031 nucleotides long. Its product is annotated as thyrotropin subunit beta. Lineage: Eukaryota; Metazoa; Chordata; Actinopteri; Cyprinodontiformes; Nothobranchiidae. Gene Ontology annotation, molecular function: hormone activity. The record is from RefSeq and is a predicted model, not a curated record. Gene Ontology annotation, cellular component: extracellular region; cytoplasm. Gene Ontology annotation, biological process: G protein-coupled receptor signaling pathway.
CUCUCUCUCUCUCUCUCUCACACACACACACACACACACACACACACACACACACACACACACACACACACACACACACACACACACACACACACACACACACACACACACACACACACACACUAUCUCUCUAUAAAUAAUCUCUGUGGCUGGAUGUUCAGGGCAUUUGCCUCAGGCAUCUUGCCACAGUUUUAACUGUUUGACUUGUUGUUCAUUGUCUCAUUCUCUCUUCACUACAGGAAAUGGGUUAUUGAUAAACAUAUUGAUAAAAUCAAUGACAAUACUCAAAGUAAUAAAUUGUACAACUUCCAACAAUAAAAAUGACCAAUGGCAUGAAUUUUACUUUGAAGUAAAAUGUAAAAAAGGUAAUAUAAAGAAAGGACAGUUUAAUUCACAAAUAACAAUGACUUUUAUUCAUCACACAAUCAGAGCACAAUCACACUGGCAAUGCAGCCAAUAGAAAAGGCUCUUCAUCAGAGGUGGAAUUGGAACAGGAAUUAUAGCUAUUUAUCAAGCUAAGCAUUUUCCUGAAAUGUAAUAUUAGCUGCUUUAUUAUCACAUAGAGCAAUAUGGUAUACUGCAGAGGUGGGUGGUUGUCUUGCUGGAAGCAACUUUGGAGUUCAAAACAUCUCAUACAGAAAGUGGUUAUAGUUUAUUUCCCAGCAUGCAACUGUCAAUUUAGACUUGGAAAAGAUCAGCACACAAAGGAUAUUUUGCUGCACACAAUAAACAUAAUAAAUGUAUAGAUAUCUGCUUUCACAUUAUAAUUUUUAAAACCCUAACAGACAGUUCUUGGUUUAAUUAGACCUAAUAUCCUAAUUUCAAUUAUCUUCGUCCCAUCUCAAAUCUUCCCUUUCUUUCAAAAAUCCUAGAAAAAAAUAAUCUCUGUUCAACUCCAUGCUCAUCUCACCCUCAAGAGCCUCUAUGAGCCCUUCCAGUCUGGUUUUCGCCCUGGCCAUAGUACAGAAACUGCACUCAUAAAAAUCACUAACGACCUCCUCAUUGCUGCCGAUGCUGGACUGCUCUCCAUCCUCAUCCUCCUCAACUUGAGUUCGGCCUUCGAUACCAUCUCUCACACCAUCCUCCUCCAUAGAUUGUCUUCCCUUGGCAUUUCUCAUACCCCGCUUGAUUGGUUCCGUUCAUAUCUCUCUGGCUGUGCUCAGUUUAUUCAACUCAAAUCCUUCACUUCCCGUCACUUCCCUGUCACUACCGGUGCCCCCAAGGCUCUGUUCUUGGUCCACUCAUUUUCAUCACUUACCUUCUUCCCCUGGGAAAUAUUUUCCGUAAAUUUGACAUCCAUUUUCAUUGUUACGCGGAUGACACCCAGCUCUAUGUAUCCUCCAGACCCUCCUCUUCACUCCCUCCUUCCUCCCUAACCAAUUGUUUAUCUGGAAUCAAAGACUGGUUCACAUCAAAAUUUCUCAAACUUAACAGUGAUAAAACAGAAAUGUUACUUGUCGGCACUAAAUCUUUACUAUCCAAAAUACACAGCUUUACACCUCCUGUCGACAACUCCUUAGUUUCCCCCUCCCCUCAGGUCAAGAGUCUGGGUGUCAUCCUCGACUCCUCACUAUCCUUCCAGUCCCACAUAAACAAUAUUACCCGGUCUGCCCACUUCCAUCUACGUAACAUUAACUGCCUACACCCCUCCCUCACCACUCACUCAGUCACCAUCCUUGUCCACAGCCUCAUCACUUCCCAUAUUGACUACUGCAACGCUCUUCUCUUCGGUUUUCCUCACAAAUCCCUCCAUAAACUCCAACUUCUCCAGAACUCGGCAGCCCGCAUCAUUACCAGAACUCCCUCCUUCCACCACAUCACCCCUGUUCUUCAGCAGCUCCACUGGCUCCCAGUCACUUCCAGAAUCCAAUUCAAAAUUCUACUACAUACAUUCAAAGCCACCCAUAACCUAGCUCCCCCGUACCUCUCAGACCUCCUUCAUCCUUCAACCUCCACCCGUUCCCUCAGGUCCUCCUCCAUCCACCUCUCUGUCCCACCUUUCCGUCUGGUCACUAUGGGGAGCAGGGCCUUCUGUCGCUCUGCUCCCCAGCUCUGGAACUCACUCCCUCCUGACCUCCGUAACAUUGACUCCAUCACUCUCUUUAAAACCAGACUCAAAACCCACCUGUUCCGUCUAGCAUUCCAAUAAUUACUCUCUUUGCUCCAAUCUGUCUGUUUGUUUUAUGCUGUUUUAUCUUUUAUUGUUGUGUAUUUUAUCUCUGUCUGUAAAGUGUCCUUGAGUGUUUAGAAAAGAGCUGUUGAAAUAAAAUGUGUUAUUGUAUUAUUAUUUUUAAUAAAUGGUAUCAGGAAUCUUCUUCAAAUUUGGGUGGAAGCUUAAUGUGGAGGUAACUUACAGGAUGCUGAUCACCAUCUCAGUCACCUUCUGAGACGGGAGCCAUCAGUCGCCCCAGCAGAGUGUCACCCGAAUAAGGUGAACAGGUGACCAGAACAUGUGGCUCAGCCUAAGGAUCAGCUAGAGAAUCUCUGGCAUGUGGUGCCACAGUGGAUGUACAUCUCAGCUGACUUAAAAAAACACCUGUGGUACGCAGAUGAGUGAAUUGAAUGAGGUGGAGCACAGCCCCCGAACCCAACUCACACGUCUCUCCAUCCACAUCCAAAGCAAUGGCAGGAACUGACACCCCAUCUUCAUCUCGGUCCAUCUUCUUUUUUGUUUGUGUGCUAAUCCUACAAAUUUGCCUUUUGUCCUUGAUCUUUUCAAUUUUAGAUUAACGUGGGACAUAAUUUUACAAGCCCCACAUUAAUUAUUGCAACAGAUUAAGGAAAUGGGAUACACCUUGAUGAAAAGGUAGCAUGUCAGUAGAUUGUCUAGCUGGCUCAGGGGCUUGACCAGAACAUGCCCUCCACAAGACACAAGGGUUCGUGUGACUCUCGGACCUAGUUCCAGGGCCCUGUCAUAUGAUCUGAUACACAAUUAAAACCCAAACAUCCACAAUUCAGGUGUUAUUAUGGAAACAAUGUCAAGGAAAAGAGGUGAACAGAAGGCCAGCUGGCUCAUUUGUCCCCAUUGUCCACUACUUCUAAACCUGUAUCUGGAACAUCUGUUCUGCAUGACGAAAGAAACGCUGCUGAAAAAACAAAAAAUUAAUUGAAACAUUAAAGAUUAGACAACUUUGAUUUUAAAUUCUGUCAUUGCACUUUACUUCUUGAAAUUUGGUCAACUCUUAAACAUCUAAAAGACUGCCAAAAGUUAGAAAUGCACAUGUUAAUAUUAUUGUUACAAGAAAAAUAAAUAAAUAUAUUUAGCUUACCUUUAUUCAUCUCAUUUGCAAUGAUUUUUCCUGAUUUCCACAGAGGUCAACUUGUUGACUAAAGUUGGACACUUUGCAUGAGCUGCAUGCUUCAGGUCCAAUGAGAGAAGAUGCAGGUAUGGAUUUUUAAUCAGUCCUGCAUCUGUUCCAGUCCUCUUUGCAAAUUCUUUGAACAUUUUAUGUUUUUAUCUUUUUACAUGCCCCAUUUUAACAUCUGCUCCUUAACUUAUCAAUUGAAUCUGCAAACCUUACAUUUCCAGUGUAGGAAUCAAAACUCAUGUCUUGCGUGGUGGCGUGAAAUUACUCAGGUCCACAAACUCAAUAACAAGCAAUCCCCACUAACAAACACAUGCAGAUUGCUUACCAUCUUUAAUGGCAAUUUUUUUACUGAGCACAUCUGAAAUAAUGGAAUUUUAUUUGUUGUGAAUGACUUUUACCUACCACCAGUGAUGGGAAUAACGCCGUUUAAAAUAACGGUGUUCUUUUUUUUGGGUAACGGAAUAAUCUAAUUAAUUAUUUUUCCCACUGUUGCAACACCAUACCGUUACUGGGGACGGAUGGUUGUGCGUUACUAUGUGCUUGUCGAACGUUGAGCAACAGUGUGAGGCUUUCUGACCGCCGCACUUCAGCUGCAGCCAGGGAGAGAGGUGUCGAUAACGCACUUACAAACACGAUGAUGAUUGGCCGGGUGGGCGGAGACCCUCACUGUCUCAGUCACUGCAUGCUGUAGACACAACAGAGCAGUGAUGGGAAUAACGGUGUUUAAAAUAACCGCGUUACUAAAAAAAAUAUUUUUUUCAGUAACGUGCAAACUAAUUAAUUACCGUCUUCUUUUAACAAAACGAUUGUUUCUGUUACUGAUAAGGAAAUGAGUGCGUUAAGCUGCAUGGUGUGUUGAAGCUGUCAUCAGCUGAUCAGGAGCUAAAGAGGCAGAUGUUUUCAUCCAAGCACAUCACGGCCCGUGAAGAACGAGGAAGACGUGAUGAAUUGUCUACGGCUGCAGGUGUGGAUCUGCAGCCGUGCCCUCAGCAUGACAGUGGGACGUCCUGAGGGUCCGCUCACCUGUUCACCGCUCAGACGUCACGAUCUUCUACCUUCCUAGAUCAUCCAGCUGUAACUUGUUUCUGAUCAUUCUUUAGUGCCGCUGUAACACUGAUGCAUCAGUCUCAAACGACAUGGAGCUCAGGUGUUAUUAGAACUACCUGUGUGUGUUUACCACCCAGCUUCAGCUCUUCUAUGUUUGGGUCUGACCCAAGUUACUAAAUGUAAGCCCUCCAUCAGGCUUGUGCCUCUUCUAGCGUCAUUUUAAAGGAUUUUAUUUAUUUAUUUAACCAUUACUAGAUUACCAGCAACAGAAAUGCUACUAAAAACACACAAUUAUGUGAAGCUGGAAAAAUUAGAAUGCUGUGCAAAAUUACAUUCAUUUCUGUAUUUUAACUAGACUGAGAGACUAUUUAAAGGCUCGGGAACCUUUACAUGUGUUUCUAUUUGCAAUUUUAAAUUUCAGUUGAUUGGGGUCUUGUUAAAUAUCACACAGUGACCUUUUAAUAGUCUAGAUAAGUGUAAUGUUCCUGUUAGUAGUUCCUCCUGUUAAGUGCUUAUUUAUUUAAAUUAUGCAGGUUCAUAAAAAACAUUUGGACACACAUUUUAUUAUGUUCCAGUCAUUAGUCAUUUAUAUUUCACUAUUGUAGUAAUUCAUAGUAAAUUGAGUAAGUUCAGUUAACCCAUUUUUCUUGCAUUCUUUAAUGAAAAAAGUAACUAAGUAGUUAUUUUUCUUGGUAAUUAGUUACUUUUGUAAUCUCGUAACUCAGUUAGUAACUGAGUUACUUUAUUGAUAAAGUAAUUAGUAACUAUAACUAAUUACUUUUUAAAAGUAACUUUCCCAACACUGCCUACCACCACAUAAAAUUGCAAAAUAGUUAUUUUUGUUCUCGCUUGGUGGCCAUCUUGAACACAGUCGAACCCCAAAGUCAGUGAGUGGUUAAUCUAGAAGUUACUUUCUGGAAGUUUCUCAACAAUUUUGUUUCACGAGAUAUUUUGAGAUGGCAUGCAAACACAGACAGACAGGCAAAAACAUUAUUGACUGCCUUUGGUGGCAAGUGAUGGUAAGACACAAUGAUUGUGAUACGGUCUUGGCCAAAUACUGUAUGUAAAGAUAAAUGACUUGUCUCCAACUACUUCCACUCUACAAAAGUGAAUCUUUAGUAUCCAGUUUACAAAGGCAGCCAUGUUGAGUUUUUGAAACCAGAGUCUGGCCAGUUAUGACGGGGGACUGGAAGGCCUGCCUACUAAACUUAAUGACAUAUACAACUUUAUGUAUUCUAUUUAACUAGUUUAACUUUGCAGUCACUUACCUUUGCACUAGUAAAUGCUUUGGUUUAGGAUUGGUCCCUGUAGUCCAAAAGUCACUGAGUGAAUAAUACUUGUAGAUCAUUUAAUAAUGGUCAUUUAGUUGAGUAUUUUAAUAUUUUCAACAGCUCUACAUGAUCUGGCACACUGCUGGUGCCUAGAGAAAGACAUAUUUAUUUCUGAUCACCUCAUGAACAUCAUAUCAGUCAAACAAUCCACUGGUCUCAGAAAAGAUCAAUGUGAGUCAGGCAAGAUGGUGAACCGUCUGUGACCCAGUUUGGUGUAAUUAUCUGAUAUCUUUGUUGCAAAACGGUGACCAAUCAUGAGAGAUGUAGAGCAGAAGCAGUAUACCAGGAAUAGAGGUCAGGUCAUGAAAACAUUAAAAUAAUAGGAACAAAAGGAUGCAUAGAAAGUGAGUGCAUAUGUCAUGGUUCGGUGUUUUGGCCCAGGAACAAGGGAAGGAGUAAACGGAGGUAGGCAGGUGAACCUAAAAAAUUUUUAAAUAAAAAACAGGAACCAAAGUGAUGAACAAGUACUUCUUGAGAAGGAACCAGCAUAACCCUAACCCUAAAACAACAGGGUGCUGCAUUAGCAGCUAAACAACAGGAGGAACUGACAGAUAGAAGUAGAGCGCAGCAAUUUAAAUAAAUGUGACAACAAAGUAAUAGUAACAAACCUGUAGAUCUCUUUUGUGAGGCAACAGUGCAACCAACUGAAACCAUUAUGAUAGACUGGCCAGUCAUGCCAAUGCUUCCUUAUGGGAAGCAAAUAGCCUGGUAGCUCUCCCAUUCACAUAACCCCACCCCCUGAGACUUCUAACCAAGCCAGUUAGUGCUGAGCAGUGUAUGUCACACACCGCAAUGCUCAGUUUCUCAUAAACAAUAAAGCGGAGUUCAAGGCAGCUCUUUUCUCUCUUCUAAAUGUCUUGGACAACAAUAAUAAUCACCAAAAGUCUUUUUUCGAAAGAAAGAUGUUGGCGCCAUCACCAGAUGCCAUUUUUGACUACAGCUAAAAAACGGCAGCGUCAUGCGAUACAAUCGUCAUUUCCGUCUUUUUUCUGAUUGAUUAUUUUUGAGCUGGCUAGUCCCACCCCUCAUGGUGCUCUCUGCCUCUGAGUAUCCAGACUCAUCCUCUGUGUGGAAUAGACAGAGGAUGAAUCUGGCAGGUCAGGCUACCAUUAUGCAGCCCUAUUCUGCAGAAUGCAUGAGCUAUAAGUGGAUGGCUGCUUAUACUGAGCCUGGAUCCUCUGGAGGUUUCUACCUGUUGAAAGGGAGUUUUCCUCUCCACUGUUGCUACAUGCUUGCUUAAUAUCAGUGUAAAUACACUGACACUAGUCAGUGAGUGCAAUCUGCUGGGUUCCUUAUAUAGGAAACUUGGCUUAAUGAACUGAACUGUACUGAAAUGUUUACUUUGUGAAGUGCCUUGAGAUGGCUCUUCUUGUGAUUUGGUACUAUACAAAUAAAAUGAAUUGAAAUGAAAAUCAUAAAUUACAGGAGAAAAUGGAAAUAUACUGCAUUUUGCUACAGACCAAACCUUUUAGGUUAACUAGCAACCAUUGAUUGUCUCUGAGUGUGGUGUUUCCACCUCUCACCUGGUGAACAAGGGGGAGGGGGUAAAGGUCUGAGGACAAUGGACUUCUUCCUGGGAACAGAUGGGAAUUAUGAGAGCAUUAAAGGCUUAAAUAAGGAGGCUGCAGCCUUUUACCCAGGGGGGACACAACCAUGUGAGUAGUGACCCAGCACCAGACCAAUCAAAAAUAAUUACCAUUCACCAGUGGCAGCUCCAGAAUUUUUUUUUCUGCAGGUGCUAUGAAGGAAGUGGUCAUGCGUACAUAUUGUUCUCUAAAACAUCUUCAACACUAGCAGAUACACGUGUUUACAAAACCUCAACAACACCUGAAACAAUCAUUAAUUUAAAUCAUAAACAUAUGAACAAUCACUGACUUUUCCAUGAAAUCAAAAAUACAUACAGCCACACAGAAAACCAUCUAUAGUGUUGCAAGGUUAGCUAACGUUAGUGUUAGCAUUUCCAGCGCCAACACCCUUGACUGCUGCGGCGGUUGAGGGUUGACUCUAUUCAUCCAGAUCCGUAGGUUUUUGUGGGUCUGAGAUCACUUCCAAAGAUUCAUUCGUUACUGACUGAACCUGUGGAAAUUUGGGCAAAAAAACCGAUCCAUUUUACCACUAGCUCUACCUUUCACUCGUUCGCAGGUGGAAAAUGAGGUCAAAGGUCAACAUCAAUUUCCUGUUUUGGUUUAAGUUUUUUACUAUCUACUGUAUAUGAUAAUUUACUGAUUAUUUUUGUUUUGUAUGUUAAGUAUUAUCACAUCCACACGUUAACUAAAAAUUAAAUUGUAAAAAAACCAAAAAUCUAAUAUUUACUUGGGGGUGCUACGGGGGUGCAAUGACUAAUCCAGGGGUAGCUAUAGCGGCCCCUAGUGCCCCCCCCCAGCGCCACCACUACCAUUCACUGAGAUAAGCAAUUUUUAUUUAAACAUUGUAAUGUUCUGUAGUGAUUAUUGACAAAUACCGAUGCUGACCUUGCAUUAAGGAUGAUCAACAAAUCCUUUUAUGACCAAGCAGCACAAGGAAUCUCUUUUAAAACUGUAACUUGUAUUUGUUAUAGCAUCUUCAAGGGAUCUACAACCCCCCAAGGUGCUUUACAACACAUUUGGGGUAACAUUCACAUUUUUAUCUCAAUGAGAAACGCAAUUUUUUUAAAUUUUGUGCUACAUCAAUUAGGCAUUAAAGAUUAAGUUAUCCCUAAUGCUUCAUAGGCAGCAGAUUUUCCUUUAAGUGAUUUCCAGUAAUAAGCACAAGGUCUUAGCUGUACAACUGAACACUGCCCUGGAGACAGGACACCACAGCCCAAAAAUGUUCACGUGUACCUUUCACUUUAUUCUGCCAUCAAGUAUGCAGUCUUUAUGGGGGAAAAAGACAAGGAAACAAGAAAAUCAAUUGAUCUAUUCAGGCUGGAAACACCAAAAAGGGUAUAGUGUUAAAAAAUGACCUACAGUCAUGGUCAAAAGAAAAGAGACAAAGACGAUUAUCAAUGGCACAAAGCUAGUUGCCUCAGGAUUGUUUUAAAAAAUCUUUUUGUUACAUUUUUUUAUUUGAGUUAUUCUUAAAAUCUUUGUCCAUGCAUGUAAUGUUAAACAGAUUAAGAAGAUCAGACACUUGUAAAUACAAGAGGCAGAGAUAUAAUCUUUGUCAGAUUCUCUAAAAACGUGUGAUUGCUCCUAACCGAACACACUUCUGUUUGUUUUCUGGCCGCCUCUUAGAGAUCAGUGUCACACCUGCUCUUCUUUUCGCGUCAAAACAUUGAGCCUACAUUCGUCAGUGUGACCUGUAAACCCCCUUUCCCCCCAUACACACAAUGUAGCAAGAAGUUCAGUGGGACACUGCAGGGAGAGUAGGGUUUCCAUAAAGGAGGAUGAUCUUUCUCGAUAUUUUCAAAUUUCCUCCGAGGAGAGGAACUGAGUAGAGGUGGACCCACAGAGAAGAAGCCACUGCUACAAGGCGUGGCGUAUCGUCUUGUCUGUGAAGAACUUUAAGAUCAAACAAACUCCGGGAAUCAUUUUCUUCUCCAGUUUUCUUCUCUGAAUGUGUUUUGGCAUCAGGUGAGAUCACAGUAAACCUGGAAGGUUAGUAUGAAUUUUAUUUUAAUUUCAGAAUACAUUUCUCACUGUUUGCCCUUCUGUUUGUUUGUUCGUGUGUGUGUGUGUGUGUGUGUGUGUGUGUGUGUGUGUGUGUGUGUGUGUGUGUGUGUGUGUGUGUGUGUGUGUGUGUGUGUGUGUGUGCACCUGUAGCAUGCUGCUGCUUGUGUUGAAAUGCACUUUGCUGUGUGUGCUGAUGGCUGGGACAGCAUGCUCCUGCAUGCUGAAGAAUCACACCAUAUGGAUCGAGACACAAAACUGCACCCAGUGUGUGGCUGUCAACACAACCAUCUGCAGUGGCUACUGCUACACAAGGGACACCAAUCUGAAGGGCCGCUUUGGAAGGGCUUUACUGAUCCAGCGUAGCUGUGCGCCUCUCUCCCUGGUGUACCAAACUGCCUUCCUUCCUGGCUGCCCUCGGGAUGUCAACCCACAUAUAUACUACCCCGCGGCCCGCUGCUGCAGCUGCAGACGCUGCGACACGCGCACACACCACUGUGUCCACCCUAGACCUUUCUCCUAUGAUCAGUGCACUAUCACACUUGGCGGUGAGGAGAAGCAGAGCCGGAAUUGCUUUGGAAACAUAACACAAUGCUAAUAAAUACACCGCAUAUGAAAUGACAGAAAUAAAUCAGAUGGGCAAGUUGUAUUUCUGCUAGAUGUUGUUGUUGUUGUUGCACAUUUCUGCUCAUGAUUUUCUACUUUGUUUUCUGUAACCUGGUAGACAAUAAAACACUGUUCCAAGCAUUGUUUUACAU